Molecule: messenger RNA, 159 nt
Organism: Dovyalis caffra
Lineage: Eukaryota; Viridiplantae; Streptophyta; Magnoliopsida; Malpighiales; Salicaceae
Source: the annotation of a GenBank genome assembly
AUGGCACAUCUCACUGUGUCUAUUACUUGUAAAUCCUCUCUCAACUCUAAAAAUCUAGAUAUGAACCCAUACAUACACGCACUAGAUAUAAUUACUUCGAAUGUUCUAGAUGUGUCAGCCAUAGUAGGUCCCAUUGGAGUAUUGGAAGAUGAUUCUUGA